ACUACGUUGUUCACAACUAAGCUUAAAAAAAUUAUUAAAAGAAGAAUAUUACUGCAGCAAAGGCCAAGACAUAUUGAAAAGUAUAACGGCUGAGCUGCAGACAGUAUUACGUAAAUAAAGAUUUGAAGGAAUUGUUAACAUACCAGUAAUGGAUUUCGUGACCACACCAAUGAUGCUGUUACUGUCGAUACUGCUCCUAUUGAGGCAACAAGAUAUGAAUUGGAAUCAGAUAACUUGUACUCCGUUUCCUGGUAUAAGGAUAAUGAACACAUUUACAGCUUUUCAAGGAAGGAGAUGAAAAAGCAGGUUUUCUCAGCAGAGGGCGUCAAGAUUGAUCCACACAAAUCAAACAGCCAAGCGCUUCAGCUCCAAAGUGUAAGCCUAAAUUCAACAGGCUAUUAUAUAUGUGAGGUGAACACCGAUAGUCCGCCAUUUAAAGCAGUGAAGGGGGAAGCAUACAUGGAAGUUAUAGAGCCUCCUCGAGAUGAGCCAAAGAUUACCGGAGAGGAAAAGAUUUACGCCACCGGCGAUAUUCUCGCCCUGAAUUGCACUAGCGGCUUCUCAUAUCCAGCAGCUCGGUUACAGUGGUUCAUCAACAAUGUUCCGAUUGAUCCAGAUUCAGAAGUAUUACAUUUAUCAUCUCGUGGCCUUCACAGUACUCGCUCAAGUUUACGACUCGAACUUUAUCCACUUCAUAUAGCUGACGGUAGAAUAGAAGUCAAGUGUGUAUCUCUAGUAACAACGUCACCUUUAGUCAGAACACCUUUUGUGGAUACACGGACAACUAAAAUUUACGUUCAAGGUCACGGGAAUUUAUUAUCAGCAUCGCUAUCGUUAUUGCUGAUCAACUUACUACAACAUCUUCUGUUGAAAAGGGAUUAAAAUAUCACAGCGAUGUUAAAUUUUUUCGAAGUGAUGGAUUGUUCCGAUUUCCAC
This is a messenger RNA of Ceratosolen solmsi marchali, 936 nucleotides long. RefSeq lists its product as uncharacterized. The coding region runs from base 295 to 882 and encodes 195 amino acids. Lineage: Eukaryota; Metazoa; Arthropoda; Insecta; Hymenoptera; Agaonidae. The transcript is spliced from 7 exons. The record is from RefSeq and is a predicted model, not a curated record.